CAUAGACCAGUCGCAGCCAUUUUACUCCGCGAAAUAAACUUCAAUCUCACAGCUGGGAGGAAAACACAUCACGGACACAUAUCCCCGCUGACAUUAAUGGAUAUCUUGUUGUGAAGCAGUUUGGGGUUUCAAGUCUCCGCACUUCGGUCUGACUCGAUGGCUUAACGUGACUUUGGAAGAAACUCUUCUGGACAUCUAUUCCUCUUUCCUUUGCUGUCCUCUGCUAUUACAGGUAGCAGCGAGACGUGACCAAAGGGACGUUGAUCCGUAAACCCGUUUCCCCUCCAGAGGCAGCAUGGAGCCCCAGGCCUCUCAGGGGCAGCUUGGAAUAGAGGGGGAUUGUGGGAUGUUGAAUCUGCUGCUGCCCAGUCCCCAGAGCGAGGCGGUGACCCAUGAGAUGGAGGAGCUGUCCCUGCAGCCGCUGCCUCCACUCAAUGAACGCAAAAAUGUCCUGCAGUUGAGGCUUCAGCAAAGAAGAACCCGGGAGCAGCUGGUGGAUCAGGGCAUCAUGCCACCUCUGAAGAGCCCGGCAGCUUUCCAUGGGCAGAUUCGCAGCUUGGAGAGAGCCAGGACUGAGAAUUUCCUCAAGCACAAGAUCCGCAGUCGUCCAGAAAGAGCAGAGCUGGUCAGGAUGCACAUCCUGCAAGAGACCGGAGCAGAGCCCUCACUUCAGGCCACCCAGAUGAGACUGAAGCGAGCCCGACUGGCCGACAACCUGAACGAGAAGAUCGCCCAGAGACCCGGCCCCAUGGAGCUGGUCGAGAAAAACAUCCUGCCGGUUGAUUCCAGCGUAAAACAGGCCAUCAUCGUAGGCCAGGUGAAUUAUCCCAAAGUCCUGGAUGAAGACAGCAGCGAGGCCUUGUCUCCAGAGCAGCCAGCCAGCCAGGAGUCUCAGAGCUCCAUCCCCUCUCCUGCGGAGAGCAGAGUGCCAGAAACACCCUCUCCAGUCCUAGCACCUCCUCCUCCUCCUCCACCCCUACACAACACCGUGCUGCAGGCAUUCCCAGUUUCUCCACAAACAGCAGCUGACUUUGUGAAGGUGGUCUCCAUCAAUGAGCUGUCUUCCAGCCGCCCAGCUAUCACAACAGCCGCUUCCUCAAAGCCAGGCCCGACACUGGUGAAACAAAGCCAGCAGAAGACUCCCUCAGAGAAGAGCCGCAGUAAGAAGAACAAAGAGCCCAAAUCCCGGGUGAAAAAGCUCAAGUACCACCAGUAUGUUCCCCCAGACCAGAAGCAGGAGCCCAGUGAAGUCCCCAUGGACUCCUCUUACGCCCGACUACUGCAACAGCAGCAGCUGUUCCUCCAGCUGCAGAUCCUCAGCCAGCAACAGCAGCACUACAACUACCAGACCAUACUACCUGCACCCCUCAACUGGCAGCAGAGCGACUCAUCUGUCUUCUCACACUGUUUCCAUGCAGGCUGGCCUAAAUCUGUGGCGGAGGGGCAGAGCAGCAAUGGCAGCACCCUGCCAACCUCCAUCAUGGUGUCUCUGCCCGCUGCACCUCAACCUCCCCCCGUGGCUCGUCCAAACAACUCGCUCUCCAACCGCAGGCUGGGGGUCCUGCCUGCCAACCUGGAGGAGAUGAAGGUGGCGGAGCUGAAACUGGAGCUGAAGCUGCGCGGUCUCCCCGUGUCAGGAACAAAGACUGAUCUGAUAGAAAGACUGAAGCCUUUCCAGGACAACACCAGCAUCUCUGCUCCUUCCACCAUCACUGCCCCUUCCACGACCACCCUCUCCUCCAUGCCCAUGGAGGUCACCUCCACCAACACCGCCCCUACUAUAAUCCUUCCAAUCCAGCAGGUAGCUGCAGGGAGUGUUAAAUCCACACCGCCGGUCUCACCCAAUCCCACUGAUCGCUCCACCCUGCAGCAGGAUGGAGGCAUGUCGGAGGGACCCACCGAGACUCCGAUGAGCGCCGGCUGGGCAGAUCCAAGCUCCUCACCUCUCCACUCUUUCCGAGUCCCGGAGGAGAAGGACAGGAGGCUCCAUGAGAAGGAGCGGCAGAUAGAGGAGCUGAUGAGGAAGCUAGAGCAGGAGCAGAGGCUGGUGGAGGAGCUGAAGAUGCAGCUGGAGGUGGAGAAGAGGACAGGCACCACAGACUGUGCAUCUCUGUCUCCCAUACUCACCACUGUACCUACCAUGACCCCUGGUCCUGCUCUUCUGAACUCAAACGUAGUAAAACUGGAGGGUACAGUCCUAUCAAACUGUUCCUCCACCACAGCUUCAAUCCCAAACUCCAUCCUGGGCUCCCAAUCUCUCUCCCCUCUGCCAACUGUGGUCAAGUUGGAGGAUGUGACUGUGUCCUCCGGCAAGCCGAUCCAACUUCAGCCCCAAACCCAGCUCAUCGCCCAAAUCCAGCCACAAGCCCAGUCCCAAGUGACCACCAGCCCUCAGAUACUCCCCCAGUCACAGAGAAGCCCCAAACCCCAGUCCCAGCCUGCAGCCCCCAGCCUGCAGCAGUUCUUCAUCAGCCACACAGGCCGCGUGUCCCAGGUGCUGGGUCAGCCUCAGACCUUGUUGACCACAGGCCAGGCUGGAACCCAGAUCCUCCUCCCAGUCUCACUACCCAACAACACUACUGCGAUCCAGCUGCCAAACAACACUGUUAGCCUGCAGCCGGUUCUUCAAGCCACAGUCUCCAAUCCAGGCCUGGUCCAGACUUCAGUUCCUCAACUGAGAACCACUAACAUGGAGACGACACCCAACAAGCACAUGAACAACCGCAACCCACUGAUGCAGACUCUGACUAUGUGCAAUAACACGUCGGGUUUGGAGAACCAGACUAGGCCUGAUAUGAAUCCCCAGUGUUUCCUGAGAAGUUCCCCGGAGAGCAGGGUCUCUCCUCGGGCUUCACCCAACCACCACAUCUCCAACGGACCAUUCAAUAAGUCAUCCUCUCCUCAGUCUACCUUCAUCCUUCAGCCCACCUCCCUGGUUUCUCAGCCUCCGAAAACAAAAGAGCCUCCUCGCUAUGAGGAGGCUGUCAAACAGAGCCGCAACAUGCACGUCAACAACGUUUCACAGGUUCCCACGGCAACCAGCCAGCAAAUGGAUGAUUUGUUCGACAUUCUCAUAGAGAGUGGAGAGAUCACUCCAUUCAUCCAGCAUGACCCCUCAGUGUCUCUCACUAAGACCCACCCAGUCACAGCGAACAUCACCACCCUGCCCGUCAGCACCGCCAUCUCCAGGCCACCUCCGCAGAUCCAGCUGGCCCCUCCCCCGACCCUGAGCCCCGUCAUUGGUCAGAACAUGCCCAGCCUCUCCUCACUGGCCUCAGACAACCAGCUGGAGGCCUUCCUGGAGCGCACACUGGCCGACACCACGGCAUCAUCAGACCCGCGCACGCAGGGCCUAAUGCUGGAGCUGCAGGCACAGCUGAUGGAGCAGCAGCCCUACUCGCCAAUGGACACGUCAGAUCUGUCUUUCUGCGACUCCUCCUCGCCGCCCUCCUCCCUCAACAUGGGACUGACGGACCCCGGCCUGGACAACAUGGAGUGGCUGGACCUCACCAUGCCACCGGGUCCAGCUGGGGCGCUCACACCACUCGGGAUACCUACGGACUUCCUGGAUUCACACGACCUGCAGCUGCACUGGGACUGACGGGGGGACGGCUGAAAGAAAAGAUCCAGAGAAAGGAGUUGCAGAGCCACAGAAAGGAUUUAUGGAUGGAUAACAAGAAAGGAGGAGAAAAAGGAGACUGCAAAGAUGAAAUGGUUUCAAGCAAAAAAAGAAAGAAAGAAAGAAAGCAAAAUAAGGAGGAAAAGUGGCAUUCCUGUACCAUCUCUCUCUGCACAGACCAUCCAUACCACCUGUAAAAUUCCCACUUUACUACAAUAAGAAGUGCUGUACAGGCAGUGCACUUAAGUGAAACUACGAGCAGGAGUUUGCACAGCUUUAAAAAGAGGUCUCCUGACGUCACUCACGGGAUUUUAAACGUGAUUUUAAGGAUGAUUUGCAGAUAUAAGAAGACAGAGCCAAAUAUCACUGGUAGCAUGGACUGUUUGUAAAUACACUUUAACCCACACUAAGGGCCGUUUUCACAUAUGCACUCCCCAAAAACUUCGGGACACUGUCUCAGACGCGAGGGGGGGAAAAGAAGACCCAGAAGCAACAGAGUCCGCUACACACUGCUAUAAUGAAAUGAUUUGCCUUCAUAUCUAUGCUACAGUACGUGUAGUUCUAAGAAUCACAAUAUCAACAAAAGAGCAAAGAAGAACAUACUGGAGAUCAGAAACAAUAAUGCAGCCGUUUAAUUACGCGCAUACCGGUCGCAUGCAGGCAGUCUGGUCGAGCACUGAUCGCAGGGAAUAAACGUCACCACUCCCUCGAGGUGAAUUCUCCAGCAGCGUUCCCACAUCAGCUCAUUUAGACUUUCUGUUAGAAAAAUACAAGGGGGCUGUUUUGUGCAAUUUGCAAACAAAGCUCAAUACACCUGAACUUUGUCUCGGGACAGUGAGCCAGAAUAGAAUCAAUGGCUGAUAUUUUCCUGACUGUUUCUGCUGGAAGUCUUUUGCCCGGCUGGCUUUCAGUUUGAACACUGUGUCUGUUUUACUCUGUGAGCACAGUAGCAGCAUUUGAAAGUGUUCCCUAAAAACUUCUGGAGUUAUCCAGACAUGAAGCCGUCUGUUCUGCUGAAGCACACUGUGCCAUUCGGCAUAUCAAAGCUACGUCAAAGCACAAUGACUGUGUGACAAGAGUGCAGAAGAAACCCAGUUAGAUUGAAUAAUUCUAGGACAUUAGGUCCUCUUUAUUACACGUUUGAAGCUGGCCUUGGACAGCUACGUUUUAUCACUACAGGUUCUGAUCCUGACCACUGGGAAGUCUUAGACUGACUGGGGGUCUGGGAUGCUCUAUCCUGUCUUGGUGCUGGACAAAUCAAAUGUUUAAGUUCCCUUUAAGUCUAACGCACGAGUCAGCCAAUUUUUAAAGCGACCCCCAGCUGAGAGGAGGUGAAGCCUCUUUUCUCACUGGUCCACUCUAAACAUUCUGAUGAUGAUAGACGACAUGUUUGCUGACUAAUCUGAUGUGUUGUAUCAGAUGUGACUGUUUUCUUCUGACCCAACACGACCCGGCUGGUCAAGCCGAUGAACCAAUGACUGUAAAGAACAAAAACACUCGACUUCAGUCGGGCGACGAGAGGAGCGAGCUCCUCCGCCUCACGUGAGAGCUAUGCACUAAAAAAAUAAAAAAAAGGCGCCUCAUCCACCUCAGAACAAGGAAAUGUGAACUUUGCAUAAAACAAGGUGUUUGCUCAUAUGAAGUGAUCUGUUUCAAAGAUCACACGGCCAAAUGCUCCGGAGAGAUAAUGCAGUUGUUGUCCAAGAAUCAAACUUUGAAUGUAGUUUUUAAAAGAUUGAAGAAGAUGAAAAACAAAAAAGGACAUGUAAAAGUUGGCAGCUGUUUUUUUUCUCCUGACAGUAAACUGACAUAAAAUGUUGUAAAGGGAACAUAUAUCAAUUUAUAACACAAGCAGACACGUAUAGGAAAAAGGGGUGAAGUGUGUGUGUGUGUGUGUGCUGCAAAUUAUAUCAAGGAAUCAAGAUGUCUUUGGAGCUUUAUAUGGAGCUGUCCUACUGUGUGUGUGUGUGUGUGUGUGUGUGUGUGUGUGUGUGUGUGUGUGUGUGUGUGUGUGUGUGUGUGUGUGUGU
Molecule: messenger RNA, 5648 nt
Organism: Labrus bergylta (ballan wrasse)
Lineage: Eukaryota; Metazoa; Chordata; Actinopteri; Labriformes; Labridae
Gene: mrtfba
Product: myocardin related transcription factor Ba
Biological process (GO): positive regulation of transcription by RNA polymerase II; smooth muscle cell differentiation
Cellular component (GO): nucleus
Molecular function (GO): transcription coactivator activity
Source: RefSeq, a predicted model, not a curated record